Messenger RNA from Penicillium cosmopolitanum, 510 nucleotides. RefSeq lists its product as uncharacterized. The record is from RefSeq and is a predicted model, not a curated record. The transcript has a single exon. NCBI's taxonomy places the organism in Eukaryota, Fungi, Ascomycota, Eurotiomycetes, Eurotiales, Aspergillaceae. The coding region runs from base 1 to 510 and encodes 169 amino acids.
AUGAAUGACGUGGUGCAAGACUACCGGGAUGGAAACAAAAUCAUACACAAAUCAUGUCGCUUCGAAGACAGCGGCUCAGAUAGCGGCUCCCAGCCUGGUCAACCUUUUGGCGAAUUUGAGGACUUUUCAGAUACCCGGCCACCGCAAACACAGGAGAUGGGAUCGCAACCAAAUUUCGAUACGAACAAGGACACUUUUGAAGAGUCAGCUAGUGAUCCAGACAUCUCAGAUACUCUGAUGAGAGAGGCCAGUCCUCCAGAUCAACGUGAUAUUCAUAGGUGGGGUGACGUUAUCCCUUUUCAGUAUUGGGCAGAGCAUUGCUAUAAGAAGUACGGGGGAUGGAGGAAUGAGUACGAGCGACUCGAAUACUACUGCUUUAAAUGCUUGGCAUUUCUUGAAGGCUGGGAUGCGGAAUAUGAGGAGGUCUGUGAAUAUUUGGAGGCACUUUCCGAAGAAGCUGAAGGGGAUGGAUCCGAUUCAGACAUGACCGACAUGAGUGUAUGUGAUUAA